Molecule: messenger RNA, 2431 nt
Organism: Salvia miltiorrhiza (redroot sage)
Lineage: Eukaryota; Viridiplantae; Streptophyta; Magnoliopsida; Lamiales; Lamiaceae
Product: MDIS1-interacting receptor like kinase 2-like
Exons: 2
Coding region: 58-2220 (720 amino acids)
Biological process (GO): protein phosphorylation
Molecular function (GO): protein kinase activity; protein binding; ATP binding
Source: RefSeq, a predicted model, not a curated record
GAGUAUCAUAACAGAAGGAAUCAUGCAUAUCCUCACAAAUACGAACUAGAUAUAAAAAUGAGGGAUUUUGGGAUUACGACUCGCGUUUUGAUCAUCGCCAUAGUGAUGAUCAAAGCAGCAGAAGCAAGCAGGAGCAGCGAAAUGCAGGCAUUGAUGAAAUUUGGGUGGCCACGUGAUGAUAUCAACUCCACUACUCAUCACUGCAACUGGACCGGCAUUACUUGUGAUGAUGCUGGCCAUAUCAACGCUCUACUUCUCUCUCAUACUACUCUUAGUUUUAAGUAUUUUGAUGUGUUUGCUUUUCCACAUCUCACUAGAAUUAAUCUCACCUUUUGUCGCCUCAAUGGAACCAUCCCACCACAGAUAGGUUCUCUCUCCAAACUAACUCAUCUCGAUUUGUCACACAAUAAACUCAACGGUGAAAUGCCUCUCUCGCUUUCCAAUCUCACUAACUUACAAGUCCUUGACAUUUCUCAUAACUAUUACAUUUCCGGUGUCAUUCCUCCGGAGAUAGCAAGCUUAUCCAAACUAACUCAUCUUGAUUUGUCAAACAAUGCACUCUACACUCAUCUGCCUCUCUCACUUGCAAAUCUCACUAACUUACGGCUGCUUGACAUUUCUCAUAACAGAGUUUCCGGUGUCAUUCCGCCCGGAAUAGGUUACCUCCAGCAUUUGAUUGUUCUUGAUUUGAGCCGCAACAGAAUCAGUGGCUCUCUGCCCUCCACUAUGAGCCAAUUAACUCGAUUGGAAUUAUUGAAAUUGGAAGGCAAUAUGUUGAGAGGUGUUUUUGAAGCAGGAAUACAAAAGCUUCCUUCAAUUAAAACGAUAAGCCUCAGCCAGAAUUGGAUUAAAGGAAGGAUACCUUUCGAGUUUGGAGAUGUUGCUAAUGCACAGUUUUUGAAGAUUGAUCUGUCUCAGAACUAUCUUCGUGGUAGAGUUCCCGAAUCUCUUUCGCAUUUGGAAAGAAUCGAUUUGGCCUACAAUCGUUUAGAAGGCCGGAUUCCACCAGACAUCUGGCGUAAAUUUCCGGAGAAAUCGUUCAUCGGCAAUCCAAAGUUACGUUCUCCAAAUGGAUCCAGGAUCACUCCAAUUGUGAUGGAGGACGCCAAAUAUCCUCGAAUACGAAUAAGUUAUGCUGUUAUUGCUGUGGUGACACUAUUUGGAAGUGUGUUUUUGUUUUCAUCAGGUUUUAUUCUAAUCUUUUGCUUAAGACGGAAAGCAGACUCAGUCACAUCUCAUGAUGACCAGAGACAUGGAGACAUAUUCAAGAUAUGGAACUUCGAUGGAAACAUCGCCCAUCAACACAUCAUCCAAGCAACAGCAAACUUCGAUUUCAGAUACUGCAUUGGAACUGGAGCUUAUGGGAGCGUCUACAGAGCUCGACUGCCAAGUGGAAAAGUUGUUGCAGUUAAAAAGCUUCAAAGAUUCGAAGGAGAAAAUCCUAAUUAUGACAAGUGUUUUAGGAAUGAAGCCAAGCUUCUCUCUGAAAUACGUCAUCGCCAUAUUGUCAAGCUUUUCGGUUAUUGCCUGCACAAACGGAGCAUGUUCCUCAUCUACGACUACAUGGAAAGAGGAAGUUUGUUUAGUGUGUUGAAGGACGUGAAGGAAGCGAUUGAGUUAGAUUGGAAGAAGAGGGUAAAUGUGGUGAAGGGCAUUGCAAACGCCCUAUCUUACAUGCAUCACGAUUGCAGGCCGCCAAUUCUGCACAGAGACAUUUCGAGCAGCAACAUACUCUUGAAUUCACAGUUUGAAGGUUGUUUAUCUGAUUUCGGAACAGCUAGAUUAUUGGAUCCAGAUUCAUCCAAUCAGACUCUACUAGUGGGAACUCGCGGCUAUAUUGCACCUGAGUUGGCCUUUACCAUGGUGGUGACAGAAAAAUGCGAUGUGUACAGCUUCGGAGUUUUGGCAUUGGAAAUCAUGUGUGGAGAUCAUCCGGGGGAUUUCGUAUCCUCCAUGACCAUGAUGAAGAUAUCCACACAGUAUGCUCAAAACUUGAUGGUGCAACAACUCUUGGACAAGAGACUAGCAUCUCCAGAGGAAGAUGUAAGAGUGUCUAGGGAAAUUGUUGGAGUGGUGAAAACAGCACUCAAAUGCAUAAGCUCUGAUCCAAAGUCGCGGCCGUCUAUGAAGGAGGUGUCUCAGAAACUUGCUGCGAACCCACCACGCUUGUCAAUGCCCUUUCGCUCCAUAUCAGUGCUACAACUCUUGCAUUCAGAUUGAGCUCACAACUGGUUCUUUGAUUAGUAAAGUUAUUGUUGUGGUAUCGCCUCGCCCUCGAUUCACCAUUCUCUUGUCACGUUUUGUCACGUUCCCAAUGCUCAGCGACACACGGAGCUCUUGUGUAGACCACGCACACGUUAGCGACCUGCUCUUUAAUUUAAAGUCUUGCUUGUUUGUAUCCCAUUGAAAUAUAAGAAUUAAUUAAAUUGCA